This is a messenger RNA of Protobothrops mucrosquamatus (brown spotted pit viper), 1181 nucleotides long. RefSeq names its product heparan sulfate glucosamine 3-O-sulfotransferase 6-like. Gene Ontology annotation, molecular function: [heparan sulfate]-glucosamine 3-sulfotransferase activity. The coding region runs from base 1 to 876 and encodes 291 amino acids. NCBI's taxonomy places the organism in Eukaryota, Metazoa, Chordata, Lepidosauria, Squamata, Viperidae. The record is from RefSeq and is a predicted model, not a curated record. The transcript is spliced from 4 exons.
AUGGCGAGCUCGGGCCGGGACCUCCGCCGGGCCGGGAAGGAGGAGGCGCCCCCCGGGGGGGCUCCGGCCGGGGCUCUUCUGCCGGUGUCCAGCGGCUCCGGCCAGAAGAAGUUCCCGCAGGCCAUCAUCGUCGGCGUGAAGAAGGGCGGGACCCGCGCGCUGCUCGAGUUCCUGCGCGUCCACCCGGACGUGCGAGCCGUCGGGGCAGAGCCGCACUUCUUUGACCGCUGCUACGAGAAGGGGCUGCUCUGGUACAGAGGUUUUCCUCCAAGGACCUUGGAAGGACAGAUCACCAUGGAGAAAACUCCAAGUUAUUUUGUGACAAAGGAAGCCCCGCGGCGCAUUUACAAUAUGUCCAGAGACAUCAAGUUGAUCGUGGUGGUUCGCAACCCUGUGACCCGGGCCAUUUCAGACUACACCCAGACUCUUUCCAAGAACCCCGCCAUCCCCAGCUUCCAAAACCUGGCCUUCAAGAAUCUGAGCAUGGGUCUUAUUGAUAUCACGUGGAGCGCUGUGAGGAUUGGACUUUACGUGAAGCAUCUGGACCACUGGUUGCGUUAUUUCCCUCUAUCCAGAUUUCUCUUUGUCAGCGGAGAGAGGUUGGUGAGUGACCCAGCUGGGGAAAUGGGCCGUGUCCAAGACUUUCUGGGUCUCAAGCGAGUGGUGACGGACAAGCAUUUCUACUUCAAUGAAACCAAGGGUUUCCCUUGCUUAAAGAAACCGGAAGGGAGCAGCAGGCCCCGAUGUUUGGGGAAGUCCAAAGGACGGCCACACCCCAAAAUUGACCAGCAGGUUGUCCAACGCCUGCAGGAAUUCUACAGACCCUUCAACUUAAAGUUCUAUCAGAUGACCGGGCAGGACUUUGGGUGGGAUUGAGAGAUCUCUUGACACAAAGGAGAGAGGUGGAAUGUCGUGGGAGCGAACGUGAGGCCUCCUCAAAGAUCUCAUGAUGUACAUACUUCUCCCCAAAGCCUGUUGGGCAAAGAUGCAUCUGAAAUGCAACCUCCGAGGAACAUUUUUUGACCCUUACUAAUUUAUAUAUUGUCCUUCCAAUAAGAGAAAAUUGUUAUGCUUAACAGUGUAGAGAGGAAAUUCUUUAAGCCUCCCCAGCUGACAUCAGCAAAACGAGAACAAAGGAGGAAAACAUAGAUCGACUGAAAUAUUCUGCUAAAUAAAUCUGG